AUGCAUGCCUACACAAGCCACACAGCACCACAAGCCCACCUCUUCCGUGCCGAAAUGCGAAAACCUCGAACGCAUGCCCUACCUACUUACAUGCCCCCUAUUGCCCGCUUGUGUUCCAGGUUAAUGGUGGUUGGUGGGAUUAGGAGGAGCGGCGGGGGGUUGGCCGGAGGAAGGUGGUUGGGUUGGUAG
Plenodomus lingam JN3 is the source of this 189-nucleotide messenger RNA. The record is from RefSeq and is a predicted model, not a curated record. Lineage: Eukaryota; Fungi; Ascomycota; Dothideomycetes; Pleosporales; Leptosphaeriaceae.